This is a messenger RNA of Diabrotica virgifera virgifera (western corn rootworm), 2561 nucleotides long. RefSeq names its product retinal homeobox protein Rx-B. Gene Ontology annotation, molecular function: DNA-binding transcription factor activity, RNA polymerase II-specific; RNA polymerase II transcription regulatory region sequence-specific DNA binding. Lineage: Eukaryota; Metazoa; Arthropoda; Insecta; Coleoptera; Chrysomelidae. The record is from RefSeq and is a predicted model, not a curated record. The transcript is spliced from 2 exons. Bases 88 to 1254 code for a protein of 388 amino acids. Gene Ontology annotation, biological process: regulation of transcription by RNA polymerase II.
UUAACUGAAGCUCGUAGCAAUUGUUUGAUUAAAAAAUUAUCGGUAAAUUGAUAUAGAUUGUUCUGAUUAUUUCCAUUAAUUAAAAGUAUGGAAGGUGCGCCGUUUGACGAUCAAAGUUUUAAUGACUUCAACAACCAACCUUUGCCAUCUUUGGCAUCGACUCUUCUAAACAAGAAUCAGGAAAACCUUAAUGUGCAUUCUAUACAGGUGAUGCUCGGGAUUCAACAACAGCACGACAUGUUUGGAAACAUGGGAUCACCGAUGGAAUACAAAGGCUCUCCUCAAAAACUGGACGGUUCUCCCAUACACCACCAAGAUUUGGGGAUGUACUCACCCGGAAUGGAAAAUAUUAACAACAACUCCAAUGGGGUAAAGAGAAAAAAUGAAGAUGUAGUGCUACUUCAGUCGCAUAACUUAAGUUCUACUGAAAUUGGCAGUACGCAAAAUACAAGUACGAAAAAGAAUGACAAGAAGAAAAAUGAUAAUGGAGUUAAAAAGAAAAAAACAAGAACCACCUUCACGGCUUUUCAAUUAGAAGAAUUAGAAAGAGCCUUUGAGCGAGCCCCAUAUCCAGAUGUCUUCGCGAGAGAAGAACUAGCAUUAAAAUUAAAUUUGAGUGAAUCCAGGGUCCAAGUUUGGUUUCAGAAUAGACGAGCAAAAUGGAGGAAGCGUGAACCACCACGAAAAACUGGAUAUAUUAGCUCAGCAUCACCAAGUCCAAAUAUUGCUACAAACUUCAAUAAUACCAUUCCUUUCACACAAGCCAAUACACUGAGUACUUCAGCACCAGUAGAUUCUUGGAGCUACCAGUCUUAUGAAUUAGGUCCUCAUUUAAACUUACUUAAUAGUACCUCGGGAACUUAUUCGAGCUUCGGCUCACCAGCUUCCUAUUCAAGCUUUGGCUCGGCUCAAAAUAGUUAUUCUUAUAUGUUAAACUCACACGAAAGCCAACUAUUCAGUGCUCCGAUGCGUAGCCAUGAAUAUUCAGCAGCGCCUGCAAACCCAAGUCCACCUUUAGGUCGAGAAUACUCCAUGCUGCAGACGCAUUCACCAAGUGCCGAUGAAAACUCUAUAGGUGUUAAAAUAGAAUAUGUAGACCACAAUGCUGCGCUUAGCCAAUCACCUGACUGGUAUGAAAAUGGAUCUCCCAAACAUGAGCAGACUUAUCAUGAUGAUGGGAGAAUUAAGGAGUUAAAACCCGAAGCAGGAAAUGGAAAUCAAACGUACGUUACCCUGCCCCCUUUUCGGAAUUAGCAAAAAUUGUAAAUAGACACUAUUUGUAAAUAAUUUCAGAUUUUACAUUACUGUAUAUAUUUUCUUGGCGAGAGCAAUGUAGUCAAAAUAUUCAUUAGUAUUAUGAGCAAUUUAAAAUACCCCUUGAUCUAAACUCUCAACAAUGACGUUUUUAUUGUAAAAAUUACUAGCAAAUAUUUUUCAAUAUUUUCAAUUUUAAAGAAAUUUAAUCAAGCAGUCAAAAUGUGGUAGGAACUAAAAUUCGAAUUAUUUUUCAUGUGCGCUUUUUAAGAUGGACAAAUAAAGCAGAACAGGGUGGUGACGUACUCGACAAAGGGACUCUAUAAUUGCAUUCAGGACAUGUCGUUUACCGUGAUAAUAAUCUUUAGCUAAGUAGUUCUUUUUAUACCCACAAAAAUGAAUAAAAAUAUAAUCUAAAAGUAAAGAUGAUUCAGAUUUGAUUACAGAAUAGGGCGUCUACUAUGUGCUUAUUUACACGUAUUUCUUGAUAAUUUCAAUUAUGAGGUGUAGGUAGAUGGUUUAGACCAGAGCGCAUCUGUAAAAAUAUUAGUACAUUUCGAUGUUGAGAGGUGACUCAUAUUUUUUGCAGAAAUUGCUUGGAAUUAACUCAUAUAAUAAUAAUUGAAUUAUCCUCCCACUCAAAAAGGUCCGGAACAUAGUUUAAAUAAUCAAAAUGUCAAAAAAUGAAGGACACAUUCGAUUUUUUUCUUCGUAUUUUGAUUAUAACUUUAAAAGUAAUCAUUUUCCAGAAAAGUUGUAUUUACAUAAAAGUUGCGUAAUUAAAUUUUCUACACCAUAGGAUUGGUUAAAUUUUUUAAAAAUUGUCACCCUUGUUGCAAAAUAGCAAUGAUUUCGAAAAAACCAUAAAAAAAACAAGUAUUUGUAUUUUACGUUUUUCAACCAUUUAUGCUACACUUAGGACCUUUCAAUUUCACCCAGAAACACUUGAUGAUAUAUUAAAACAAUACUAUAAAUUUCAUUAAGAUGGGUUUAAUAGAUUUUGCAAAAUAAAUUUUGCAAUCCAGCUUUCGCAAAAUAAAUUCAUUUUUUUUAAAUGUUGCAGGAUUAAAAAUAGAGCAAACAGAAAGUUUAAUUUUUUUAAAAAGACUAAGUUUUCACUCUAAUGGCAUAUUAUAACAUAUCCCACCAGAAUGAAAACAAUGAGAACCUUCUCUGGUUACACCUCCGAGGCUUCUACAAUUUGCAAGCCAUACGGAUGCUGAGACUAAGGAAGAUGAGGGAAUUCUACAAUUUACAAUUCACGUCACAUCUGCUCAGCGCGGUAAAGUUCCAACGAGACUGGUACA